Messenger RNA from Homo sapiens (human), 15782 nucleotides. It is a transcript of the gene HECTD4, whose product is annotated as HECT domain E3 ubiquitin protein ligase 4. The record is from RefSeq and is marked validated. The coding region runs from base 304 to 13590 and encodes 4428 amino acids. Gene Ontology annotation, molecular function: ubiquitin-protein transferase activity; ubiquitin protein ligase activity. Gene Ontology annotation, biological process: protein ubiquitination. The transcript is spliced from 76 exons. Gene Ontology annotation, cellular component: membrane. Lineage: Eukaryota; Metazoa; Chordata; Mammalia; Primates; Hominidae.
AGCCCCGCCCCCAACAUGGCGUCUCACUGACAGUUGGUUGCCGAGCGGCAGAGGCGGAUCCUGCUCCUGAGGGCGGCGGCGGCGGCGGCGGCGGCGGCGGCGGCAGGGCCGGGGUCUCCCGGGCCGGGGUCGGGGGUAUGGCGACUCGGACCGCCUAGGGCGGAGUUGCACGGGCGAGGCAGCAAGUGGGGCGCCGCUGGCGGGCGCGGCGGCCGCUGCCAUGGACUGGUGAUCGCGGCGGCUCCUGCUCCGUUUCCCCCGGCCGGGCGUCUGCUCCUCAGCGCCAAGCCUUCAGCCGGGGCCAUGGGCUCGUCGGCGGCCGCGGCGGCGGCGGCGGCGGCGGCCGCUGACUCGGCGCAGUGGCUCUCGGUGAAGGAAGAGACCAUCUUCCUGCACGACGGGCUGAUCCGGGUCACCGACCUGGCCGAGCUGCCCAGCGAGAUCCUCGGGGCCCCAGAGGCCGCGGACACCGACCUGGAGAUUUUAACCUUUGAGACCAAGAACCCGUCGGAAUUAGCAGAACGUUUGCGCUCUGUUUGUGGGAAUCAGAGCAAUGCCUAUGCCCGGCUGCUGGAAUACCGCCUGAAUGCCUUGCGAGGACUGUGGAAUGCCCAGCGCCAGCUGGCCUUAGAAGAACAGCAUGAAAGGGAAAGUUCAGGUGAUGAGGAAACUUUGGCCCUGCUCAAACGCCAGGGCUUGUUGCAGCAACCUGAGCAAGCGCCCUUCACAUCGAGGAUGGGGCUCCUGCUGGUCUUCCCCCUUAUUCAGUCCCAGAGUAGAACAGACCCCUCUCUCUGUAACAUAACUGCUGAGGUGCUAUUGAACUGCCUUCGUGACUGCCAGCCUUUGAGCUUGACCAAGGAGCCUGCUGACUGUCUCAAUGGAAUUGAAACUUUGCUGUGCUCUUGGCUAGAGGAGACUUCUGACACAGGCCGACACAUCCCACAUAAGCAAAAAGAAAAUGCUGCUGCUGCCCUGGUGGCUUUGGCUUGUGCCAGGGGAUCAUUGAAAACUUUCGUCCACACAGUCCAUCUAUUACAGAAACAGACGGAUCUAGGGUCCCUGCCUGUAGCUGAUGUGCUAUAUAGGCUGUUGCUUUUGGAAGGGGGGCCUGGAUCUCCCUCCUGUUUGCUUGGGGGCAAACACAUAGUAUCAUGGGGUUAUGAAGACAUGUUGCCUGCGCCGGAUAGCAACACUGGCUCCAGUUCUGAAAAUAAAGAUGCUGACUUGGGACGCUGUCUCACGGCAGAUGGUCUUUACCUGUAUACUACUAACUCAGUUGGAAGAGGAGUAAGCAAAUUGGGAUCUGGAUUACAUGGUACUCUCAGAGGUUUUGUGUACUGCCGGAACGAGGAGUUGGAACCAGGAUGGGUGGCUUUUGGCAGCGGCAGUCUUCUCCACCGGCCUGUCUCUUUCGAUAAUAAACCUCACUCCCUUUUCCAGGUCAUUGACCAGAACACCCUUCAGGUGUGCCAGGUGGUGCCAAUGCCAGCCAAUCACCUCCCCAUUGGCAGCACCAUGAGCACUGUGCACCUGUCUUCAGAUGGCACUUACUUCUAUUGGAUCUGGUCUCCUGCCAGCCUGAAUGAGAAAACACCGAAGGGACAUUCUGUCUUCAUGGACAUUUUUGAACUUGUGGUUGAAAAUGGUGUAUUUGUAGCCAACCCACUUCAGGAACGUACAAUUCUAAUGAGAAAAGAGGGCGAAUCUGCCAAAAGCAUUAAUGAGAUGCUUCUAAGUAGACUUUCUCGGUAUAGAGCCUCCCCGUCAGCAACGCUUGCUGCCCUGACUGGUUCCACCAUCUCCAACACACUGAAAGAGGAUCAAGCAGCAAAUACUAGCUGUGGGCUGCCUCUAAAAAUGCUGCGGAAGACACCCAUAUAUACCUGUGGCACCUACUUGGUGAUGCUGGUGCCUCCUCCAGGGGGAUCAGGCAGCUCUGCCACCCGAUCUCUUUUUGGUGGAACAAGUGGUUUGUCAUCUUUAAAAAUCCUAGCCUCCAGCUUGGUGUAUAAUAUUUCGGAUGGUCAGUUUACAAGUCGUGCAGAUCUCAUAGAUGCUGCUGGAAGCUCACUGGGGCGUGGUGCUCUCGUACCAGGAUUGGGAGCGUGUUAUGACACAGUGAACAACAUGCUAUGGACAUGCUCAAAUGACUAUAUCGAUCAGUGGUGUAACCCUGGGAAUCAAGCCUUCCAUUAUGUCUGCCAGAGACUUGGAGUCAGUCACAUUAUCACUGAGCCCAAAGAAGAGGCUAUAACCACGAAUGAGGUUAUAAACCAAUUAUUGCACCACGUUGGUGCGAUGUGCAUACACCAACUCAAUCUUCUUGCCACCAACCCCAAUCUUCCAAUCACAAGUGUCUUGGGCAAGCAGCAUCCAAUUGAAGCACAUCAUCUUAGCAGUAUUUGUGACAUUAUGGAGAAGGCCAUGGUUAAUGGAGAUACCUGUAUUAUACGCUGCAUUCUCGUUGUCUUUCAGGUGGUAUUUAAAUUUUUCUUCAGCCCACAAACUGAAAGGAAUCGAGACAUCAUUCGACGGUCGGGAUUGCUUCUUUGGCAGUUGUUGAUGGCUCCAAAAGAUCAAAUUUGCCCUGAAAUUCAGAAGGAAGUCUGCCUUGCCAUCAGCUCUGGUUUAAAUAUCUUGUACCCAGGUGAAACUGAAAUCAAUAACUUACUUAAACUGGUCUUAACAGAAGGAGAGAGAAACAGUGGACUCUCCCAGCUACGGGAUGUGAUCCUAACCAACCUGGCUGAACAGCUCCAAAACAACCGAUUUGGCAGUGAUGAGGAUGAUCAUUACAGACUAAAUGAUGAACUUUUACACUACAUUCUGAAGAUUGUUGUACGAGAAUCCUGUAUCUUAAUCACCAAGUGCCAAACUGUCUCUAAAGAUGAUUUUCAAAAGCUCCUUUCAACUGUGCCUGCUGCAUCCUCCUGCCUGCGCUAUCUGAUGGCAGUUCAGAAUCACCUUCUCAGUAACACUAUUUUGAUUAAACCUGAUGAGAAUGAUGACAGUGACAGCUCCUUGCAGGGAGAGACAUUGAAGGUACAGGAGCUAAAAGUCAGUAUUUUGGCUCUUGCCACCCAAAUCCUGACUGGAUGUGAUGAAGUGUUGGAAAUGCUACAGCAGGUCACAACUGCCCUCAUAAAUAGUGACAUAGCAGACCGUGAGCAGAGGUUAAAAGGCUUGGAACAAGUUACUAAGGCUACUAUGCUUGGUCACCUUCUUCCAGUGUUACUGACCUCCUUGAUGCAUCCAAAUUUACAGACUCUGAUCAUGGCGGAUGCCCUGAUGCCUCAGCUAGUGCAGCUGGUACUCUAUACCAGCCAGACGGCGUUGCUGCUUAAAACCCAGUGUCCGGUUUUUGCUGAGGUGGGCUGUUCCCCGUGUGGUGCACCAGACCAGAAGUGCAGGCUGUUCCCUGAUGAGAGAAUGUUAGAAGAGAAGGAAGAGCCAGGAUUUCUCACUGGUUUAAAGAUUCCUGCCCCAUGGGCUGCUGGAAAGACUGUGGAAACAGUCCACCCCGUCAGAGACAACUAUAAAUUUAAAGAAACGGUCCAUAUCCCAGGAGCUCGCUGCCUGUACCUUAGAUUUGAUAGCAGAUGCUCUUCGCAAUAUGACUAUGACAAAUUGGUGAUAUAUGCGGGGCCUAACACAAACAGUAGGAAGGUUGCUGAAUAUGGAGGCAACACACUGGGAUAUGGCAGCCGUAGUGUCUUAGGAACUGGUUGGCCGAAAGACUUGGUGAAGUGCAUUUCCCCCCCUUCCUUAAAUUUUAAGGUGGAAGGAGAUACAGUCACCUUCUCCUUUGAAAUGAGAAGUGGCCGUGAACACAACACUCCUGAUAAAGCCAUGUGGGGCUUUGCUUGCACAGUUCGCGCUCAGGAGUCUUCGGAGGAUGUCUCAGGAGGCUUGCCCUUUCUGGUAGACCUGGCUUUAGGUCUGUCUGUGUUAGCUUGUUCCAUGUUAAGAAUCCUGUACAAUGGACCAGAAAUUACCAAAGAAGAAGAAGCCUGUCAGGAGCUAUUGCGGUCCAAACUUUUACAAAGGUGCCAGUGGCAGGUGGAGGCCAAUGGCGUGAUCUCCCCUGCCCUUACUCCGAGCCCCUCUCCACUGCCUCUGACCAUAGAGGAAGACAGAGAAUUCACCUACCCCUCUGAUGUCCUCGUGCCUCCUGUUGGAAACUACUUUGAUCUGCCUCGGAUCAGACUGCCUCCAGGAAUCAUGAUAAAGCUCAGGGAAAUUUCUGGGCGUGCUAGACCUCAAUUUAGACCAAGUAUAAAAGAAGUGAUUCAGCCAGACGUGAUGGAGGAAAUGGUGGUAUCUUGUGUUAUUAAGCACUUGAACUUGGUUGAUGCACUGCAGUCUCUAAUAAAUUUCCAAUAUCAAGAAGAACAUGCUGAAGAAUAUGAUUUAUUAUGUAAAAUUAUGGGAGAGACCUUUAAGAAACUCAAUGCCAUGGAGAGACAGCUGCAGAGUGUUGCAGAACUGGAACAAAAAUGGCAAAGUGAAGUUGAUGAUGCCAUGCAGGGGAAACUGGAGAACAACAUGCCUUUCUUUUAUGAUUACCAUUUUAAUGAGAACAAAAUGAAAGAACUAGAACUUUUAUGUUCAAUGAAGGAAGUCUCCUUUGAUGGGAAUGAUCUUGAAAACAUGGUCCUAUCACUGAGGGAGAAGUUCCUACAAGAAGUGAAUUCUCUUAUUCAGAAACCCUCACACCCACUGGCUAAAACAAAGACGUUAGUGAAGAGUUUAAUGAACCGAGCCGAGCUGUUGCUGCAUGUCACCAUCGCAGCCCAGUCGGGCCUCACGAGAAGCAUCUCUGGGACCCCUGCUGAAACACCAGCUUGUAAAUCAGCUUCUGAAACAAAAGUGAUAUCUCACGCUGUCAGGCAGCCUGUUUUUCUUCGCAGCAUGUCAGCUCCUUCUGACCUGGAAAUGAUUGGUAAUGAAGAUUUGGAAUUUACUAGAGCAAAUCAGAGGCGUCGCCACGUGACCAGCCACCGCAGCAGCUCCUUUACACUCCUGCAGUCGCUGGCCAUUGAGGACAGCAGGGACAAGCCCACCUACAGUGUCCUGCUAGGGCAGCUGUUUGCUUUCAUCGGCACCAACCCUGACCAAGCUGUGUCCAGCAGCAGUUUCCUUUUGGCUGCACAGACAAGGUGGCGGCGGGGAAACACUCGCAAGCAGGCACUGGUGCACAUGCGGGAAUUGCUGACAGCUGCCGUACGAGUCGGGGGAGUGACGCAUCUUGUGGGUCCAGUGACGAUGGUCCUUCAGGGAGGACCCAGAAUUGAAGAACUCACAUGUGGUGGGAUGGUCGAGCAGGUCCAGGAAGCCUUUGGCGAGACCAUGACCUCUGUUGUGUCUCUGUGUGCUCGUUACCCUAUCGCUUGCGCAAAUAGCAUUGGACUCUUAUGUACCAUACCUUACACCAGGAGCGAAGAGAAGUGCCUGGUACGCAGUGGCCUUGUGCAGCUCAUGGAUCGACUGUGUAGCUUGAGCAAUCAGACCGAGUCCAGCUCCAGUGAGAAACAGACCAAGAAGCAGAAGGUGGCCACCAUGGCCUGGGCUGCCUUCCAGGUGCUUGCCAACCGCUGUGUUGAGUGGGAAAAAGAGGAAGGUGGCUCCACAGAGGCUGUGCACUCAGGUCUGGCCCGGCAGGUGUCCAGCCUUCUCACUAACCAUCUUGCCCGAGCCACAGAGUGCUGUGGCAACCAGGCUGCUGGGAAUGACGCGCUCCAGGAUGUCCUUAGUCUUCUCAAUGAUCUCUCAAGGAGCCACAUAGGUAAAGCCAUCCUGAGCCAGCCAGCUUGUGUGUCCAAACUCCUCUCCCUGCUGCUUGACCAACGCCCGUCUCCAAAGCUAGUCCUUAUUAUUCUCCAGCUGUGCCGGGCGGCGCUGCCCCUGAUGAGCGUAGAAGACUGUGGAAACGUGGAGCUCCCACCCUGGAGCUACUCUGUCCCCUCCUUAAACAGUGAGCAGGAGGAUCCCAGCGACCCAGCUUCCAAGAUCGCCUCCCUGCUCUUAGCAAAGCUGGCAGAUUAUGUGGUUCCAGGAUGUCAGACAGUUCUUUCUCCAACCGCUUCUGAACCUGACACCACAUUGACAAAAACCAGUCCCAAGAAUUCCUUGAAAGGAGAUAAAGAUCCUGGAGAAGAGAGUGAGGCUGUGGAUGGCAAGCUCUCGAUAUUUAUCCACAAGCGGGAAGACCAGUCAUCCCAUGAAGUCCUCCAGCCAUUGCUAAGUAGUUCAGAAGGACGGCCCUUCCGACUUGGUACUGGCGCCAACAUGGAGAAAGUUGUGAAGAUGGAUCGAGACAUGACCAAGGGUGGCUGUUGCGAAGUGAUUACAGAAGAGGCUGCAGCCGCCCUGCGGAAAGCCACCAAGUGGGCACAGUCAGGCCUCAUCGUCAGCAUUGGGCCACCUGUAGAGUCUAUCAACCCAGAGACUGUGAGUGGACUAUCCACAGGCGACAAAAAGAAAACUGCCCAAACUUCCAUUUGCCGAGAGAGGAACUCGGAGCUUGCAAGGACUGAUCCUGUGCGUCCCUUCAUCAGUGGGCAUGUGGCAAACAGCAUGGCUGCAGAAGUGAUCGCCUUGCUACAUAGCUUGCUCAUGGCACCUGAAUCAAAUGCUGCUCAAAUAUGGACCACAACAGCAGAGAAGGUUCUGUCUAGAGCACUGAUGUACAUUCCACAAUUGGGGAAAUACGCAGAAAGCAUUCUGGAAAAUGGCAGCAGCAGUGGCAGGAAACUUGCCAAACUUCAGAGAAUUGCACGCCAGGCCGUUGCCGCACUGUGUGCACUUGGAGGCUUCAAAGAGACAAUCAAGAUAGGAUCCGAGGUUCAGGUUUUAGGUAGAGGAAUUUCAGGAAGCAUUGGAGUAGUGGCUUCUAUCAAUGAACAGGAAGGUAUAGCUACAGUCAGAUUCCCACCCAUAGACUGUAGAAAGACUUCGCAAGCGUCAGACACAUUGACUAUUCCAUUGUCUAGACUUUGUGUUCCAAGAUCAGAGGCAUUGCCUCUUCAUAAACUGUCCAUUACUGAGAAGGUAGUACAGGCAGUCCAGUCCAUGUUGCUUCCUCAGGAGGGAAGUCUCUCUAUUCACACCUCACUUCCUGCAACAGGAGAUGGGUCAGCUCCUGUGAUGGCAGUCGUUCGGCUCCUUGCUGAAAUAAGGACAAGAGCAUGCCUGGUCAUGGCCCAGCUUUUAGAAGACAGCUUAUUUUGUGAAGAAUUCAUACAACAAUGUCCAGCAGCUGUUGAAGUUCUUAACCUAGUAGCCCAGGAAUGUAGUGCUGGAGAGCGACUUGCAGUUGUGGAGGUACAGUGUGAACGGCUGAGGAUGCUCUACCGGGACUGUGCUCGGCCCCCACCACCUCCUUUGCAGGCUGACCGAAGACAGCCCAAAGAGAUUACUUGGAGCCCCUCGCGAGUGUUUCCGCCUGUUCGAGCCUGCAUGUUCUCAUCUCACCUUACCUCAGUCACCUUCCUGGCUGACCCCAGCGCUGGGGGAGGCCUGCCCCGGGGCACUUUUAUCUAUGCCACUUCACCACUGCCAGUUCAGGCCCCGUCUUUUUACUGGGAAAUUGAAAUCGUUUCCUAUGGAGACACCGAUGAUGACACCGGACCCAUAGUUUCCUUUGGCUUCACUACAGAAGCAGAGAAGCGAGAUGGGGCUUGGACUAAUCCAGUGGGCACUUGUCUUUUCCAUAACAACGGCCGAGCCGUGCACUAUAAUGGCUCCAGUUUGUUACAGUGGAAGAGCGUUCGCUUAGACGUGACUCUCUCCCCCGGUGACGUGGCAGGAAUUGGCUGGGAGAGAACUGAGGGGACUCCACCUCCUCCGGGACAGCCAGCCAAGGGCCGGGUGUACUUCACAUACUGCGGGCAGCGCCUCUCACCAUAUCUUGAAGACGUCUCUGGUGGCAUGUGGCCAGUGGUUCACAUUCAGAAAAAGAACACCAAAACCCGAGCUAACUUUGGCUCCCGGCCGUUUGCCUACGCGGAAGGGCAGGCCCACCGCAAUGCUGCUGACCUGUGCACUGACCUAGCAGAAGAGAUCAGCGCUAACUUUGAGGCCCUGCCUUUCGCCAUGGCAUCUGACAGUGACAAUGAUGCUGGCACCAGUAUUGCAUCAGACCCAGGCACUCAUGGGCCACCAUGCCGGAUUGCUGCCGUGGCCACCGCUCAGCAACAAUAUGAUAGUGACACCUCCUGUCAUUAUAAAGUCGAGCUCAGCUAUGAGAAUUUCAUCACCUCUGGCCCAGACCCUCACCCGCCUCCCAUUGCAGAUGAUGAAAGCGAUGAUGAUGACGAUGAUGACAUCCCUCAGGAGGACCACUACGCCCUGCUGGUGAAAGCAUGGGAGACCAAGGUUUUUCCUACCAUCCGAAGACGCUUCCGCAAUGAAGCAGAGCGGAAAUCGGGCCUGGACCAGAUAAAGGGGGCCUUACAACUAGGUAUGGUGGAUAUUGCCCGACAGACGGUUGAAUUUCUCUACGAAGAGAAUGGUGGCAUCCCAAGAGACCUUUAUCUUCCCACCAUUGAAGACAUUAAAGACGAAGCAAACAAGUUCACAAUUGAUAAAGUUCGAAAAGGUCUCACAGUAGUAACCCGCUCUCCAGACAGCAAUAAUGUAGCCAGCAGUGCUGUUGGAACUGCUCUGCCAAAAUUUGCCAUCCGAGGGAUGCUGAAAACCUUUGGGCUUCAUGGAGUCGUCUUAGAUGUUGAUUCAGUGAAUGAACUGGUGCAGGUAGAAACGUACCUCCGCAGUGAAGGUGUGCUGGUGCGAUACUGGUAUCCUAUUGACAUGUUGGAAAGGCCCCCAGCAGGCUACCGAAGGACUGCCACCAAUGGGCUGGUCACACUGGACAAUACCAACCUUCAAAUUCACAGGGAGCUGCUGCGCUGCGAGGCUGCGCUGGCCAGGCUGUACUGCCGCAUGGCCCUGCUCAAUAUCUUCGCCCCGAAGUUGCCUCACUUGUUCACUCGCCUCUUCCACAUCCCUGCCAUCCGGGACAUUACCCUGGAGCACCUGCAACUGCUGUCCAAUCAGCUCCUCGCACCUCCUCUCCCAGACGGCACCAUCAGCUCCAGCUCGAUCCUCCUGGCGCAGUCUUUACAGCAUUGCAUCCAUUCCCAGAACUGCUCCGCCACGGACCUCUUUUACCAGGGCAACUCCCAGACAGUGAGAGAGUGGCUCAACGUGGCCAUCACCCGGACCCUGCACCAGGGCGAGGAGAGCCUUUUAGAGCUGACGAAACAGAUCUGCUCUUUCCUGCAGACAGCACCAGAGCAGUUCCCCUCCGAAGAGUUCCCAAUUUCCGAAUCCAAAGUCAACAUGGACGUGAAUUUCCCCGGGGCAGCUUUUGUUGUUGUGUCUUGUAAAGAAAGUCAAUCUGGAUUCCGCAAAGACUCCUCUCUGUACAAGGCACCGUGGGCACGGGUGCUCGUAUAUGGCCUCGGCCACAAAGUGAAGCGAAAUGGCCAGCUGAACCUCAUCGAGGCCGCCUGUUACCCGCGGGACGCGUCCCCAGCCAACACUGGGCUUGCACCUCCCCCCACCGCUGACCAGUACCCCUCUGUGGUCCUCUCCACAGACAGGGUCCACAUCAAACUGGGGGUGUCUCCACCUCCUGGAGCAGUCCUGGUGUUACAUUCCCUGCCCCUGGAGUUCCCACUGGCUAUGGCCUUCGCAGAGCAGCUGCUGUCCUGGAAAUCAGAGGACAGUGAAGGGAAGUCCGAAGAUGAGCCUGACACCAUUCCGACAUCCGUCCUCCUGCAGGUGGUGGAGCUGCUAGGAAACUUCUUGUGGACCACGGACAUGGCAGCCUGCGUGAAGGAGCUUGUUUUCCAUCUCCUGGCAGAGCUCCUGCGCACGGUGCACACCCUGGAGCAGAGGCGGCACCCCGCUGGCCUGUCCUCCUCAAUCGCCCUCCAGCUGAACCCCUGCCUGGCCAUGCUGAUGGCCUUGCAGUCGGAGCUCCACAAGCUGUACGACGAGGAGACGCAGAACUGGGUCUCAGGCGGCGCCUGCGGGGGCUCCGGGGGGGCGGCGGCCGGUGACCAGGGCAGGUUCUCUACGUAUUUUCAUGCACUCAUGGAAGGGUGCCUGGCUGUGGCCGAAGUGACCCUGCCUACUAACAUGAGUGUCACAGCCAGUGGGGUGACCUCAGCGACCGCCCCAAAUCUCAGUGACUCGUCCUCCUCCUCCUCGUCCUCCCCAGGACAGACCCCACAGAGUCCCAGCCUCCUCUCCAAGAGGAAAAAAGUCAAGAUGAAGCGGGAAAAGGCCUCCUCGUCGGGCAAGCGCCAGUCUUCCCGCACCGUGGACUCGGACCCCACCGUGCUCAGCAUCGGAGGCAGCAAGCCCGAGGACAUGCUGUGGUUCCACCGCGCACUCACCCUGCUCAUCAUCCUCCGCCACCUCACCAGGAAGGACCCACAGGGGCUGGGCGUGACGAGUGACGCCAUCGCCGAUGCCUGCCAGGCCCUGGUGGGCCCCACCGCCCACAGCCGCUUGCUGGUGAUCUCCGGGAUCCCCACCCACCUGGACGAGGGCGUAGUCAGAGGCGCCAUCCGCAAGGCCUGCAACGCCCACGGCGGGGUCUUCAAAGACGAGAUCUACAUCCCGCUGCAGGAAGAAGACACCAAGAAGCCAAAAGACAAGGCCGAGGGCGGGGACGGGAAAGUUGAGCCCGAGAAGACACUGGCCUUCCCCGGCACAGACAGCAUGGAGGUCAGCACGUCCAGCAGCCUGACCCCCGCCAUGAGCAUCAGCGCCUCCGCCUCCACCAGCCAGGCCUCCAUCUGCAGCUCGCAGGGCAUCUCCCAAACCGUCAGCGACCUCUCUGUGGAUCCGCUGCCUGCCGGCCUCGAGCUGCCCAUCCCUCCGGGCCUGUUGGAGCCCCACGCGGUGUCCAGCCAGGAAAGCCUGGACAUUUCCCUGUGCAGCACCGGCAGCCUGGGCAGCCUGGGCAGCCUGGGGGAGCCCCUGGACAAUGCAGAGACGGCCUCGGUGUCGGACAUGGGCUCCAUGUACACAGUCACUUCCCUGGACAACCAGCCCCUCGCCGCCCGCCCCAUCAAAGGCUUCGCAGUCGUGGAGAUAAGAUCCCGAGCCAAAAUUGAGAAAAUUCGAGCAAGUUUAUUUAACAAUAAUGACUUGAUUGGUUUGUCAAGUUUGGAUGGUGAAGAUGAAUUGAUGGAAAUGUCAACAGAAGAGAUUCUAACCGUGUCUGUAGUAAAUCAGAGUCUCUUUGAUACUCAAGGGAGCCCAGGGUUAGAAGAUUAUUUCAAUGAUAAGUCAAUUAAAGGGGAGAAGCUGGUGCCCGGAGCCAGAGAGGUUCUGACGGAGAUAUUUAAGAGUUGUGCCCAUUCAGAGCAGACGCUGAGCCUGACACCAGCGAAGCCCAUCAGAGUCUCUGACAUUUAUCUUAGCAAAGAGCAGAUCAACUCCCAGACCCCAGGCAACCUCCUCCACCUCUUCUUCACCAAUGUCCGGCCGCCAAAAAAGGUGCUGGAGGAUCAGCUCACCCAGAUCCUGAGGAAGUAUGGCGUGCCAAAGCCCAAGUUUGACAAGAGCAAGUACAGCAAGGCCGGGAAGGAGCAGCACCCCGUGAAGGUGGUGAGCACCAAGCGGCCUAUCACCAAGCCGCCCGCCAAGGACAAGGCUGUGCUCAACAGCGUCAGCAGGACUGCCUUAAGUGAGAAGAAGCCAACUGUGAAGCCAAAAUCACCAGAAAAGAGCAAACCAGAUGAAAAGGACCCAGAAAAGUCACCUACCAAAAAACAAGAAGUCCCUGAGGAAAAAUACCUGACGCUGGAAGGAUUUCACAAAUUUGUUAUUGACCGAGCCAGGCAAGAUAUCCGUAGCGUCUGGAGGGCGAUCUUGUCCUGUGGUUACGAUCUUCACUUUGAGAGGUGCGCAUGCAUCGAUGUCCGACAUGCACAGAAGGCCUCAAGAAAGUGGACCCUGGAGAUGGACGUGGCACUUGUGCAGUACAUCAACCAGCUAUGCCGCCACCUCGCCAUCACACCCGCACGGCUCCAUCCCCAUGAGGUGUACCUGGACCCCGCGGAUGCUGCUGACCCCAGAGUGGCCUGUCUCCUGAACGUGCCCAUCGAGAGCCUGCGCCUGCGCUUCGCCUUGCUGCAGUCCCUCAACACCACACUGGAGACCUUCUUCCUGCCCCUGGUGGAGCUGCGCCAGACACCCAUGUAUACCCACAGCAUCGCCGCCCUGCUGAAGGAGGCCAAAGGGCUGAUCUUCUAUGACACGAAGGUGACCGUGAUGAAUCGAGUGCUGAAUGCCACUGUGCAGAGGACAGCGGACCACGCGGCCCCUGAGAUCACCUUGGACCCACUGGAAAUUGUGGGAGGGGAAAUCAGAGCUUCUGAAAACUCCUACUUCUGUCAGGCUGCCAGGCAGCUGGCCUCAGUGCCGUCGUCUCAGCUCUGCGUCAAGCUGGCCAGUGGCGGUGACCCCACAUAUGCCUUCAACAUCCGCUUCACUGGCGAGGAGGUCCAUGGCACCAGCGGCUCUUUCCGCCACUUCCUGUGGCAGGUGUGUAAGGAGCUGCAGAGUUCCUCGCUGUCGCUGCUGCUGCUGUGCCCCAGCUCAGCUGUCAAUAAGAACAAGGGCAAGUAUAUCCUGACCCCGAGCCCCAUCACCUACGGGGAGGAGCAGCUGCUGCACUUCCUGGGGCAGCUGCUGGGGAUUGCAAUUCGGGCAGACGUCCCGCUGCCCCUGGACCUCCUGCCCUCCUUCUGGAAGACGCUGGUGGGCGAGCCCUUGGACCCUGAGCAAGACCUGCAGGAAGCGGAUAUCCUCACCUACAAUUACGUCAAGAAGUUUGAGAGCAUCAAUGAUGAGACCGAGCUGGAGGCCCUGUGCGCUGAGAUCGCCUCCCAGCACCUGGCCACGGAGAGCCCUGACAGCCCCAACAAGCCCUGCUGCAGGUUCACCUACCUGACCAUGACGGGCGAGGAGGUGGAGCUGUGCAGCCGGGGCCGGCACAUCCUUGUGGCGUGGGAGAACAAGGACAUCUACGCGGCAGCCAUCCGGAGCCUGCGGCUGCGGGAGCUGCAGAAUGUGGAGUGCGUGACGGCCGUGCGGGCCGGCCUGGGCUCCAUCAUCCCCCUGCAGCUGCUGACCAUGCUCAGCCCACUGGAGAUGGAGCUGCGCACCUGCGGCCUCCCCUACAUCAACCUCGAGUUCCUCAAGGCCCACACCAUGUACCAAGUGGGGCUGAUGGAGACGGACCAGCACAUCGAGUUCUUCUGGGGGGCCCUGGAGAUGUUCACCCAGGAGGAGCUGUGCAAGUUCAUCAAGUUUGCCUGCAACCAGGAGCGCAUCCCGUUCACCUGCCCCUGCAAAGAUGGGGGUCCCGACACUGCCCAUGUGCCCCCGUACCCCAUGAAGAUCGCCCCCCCAGAUGGCACAGCAGGUUCCCCAGACUCUCGCUACAUCCGCGUGGAGACCUGCAUGUUCAUGAUCAAGCUUCCCCAGUACUCCUCUCUGGAAAUCAUGCUGGAGAAACUUCGUUGUGCCAUUCACUACCGUGAAGACCCCCUCAGUGGCUGAUGGGAGGGAGCCCCAGAAUUAGGCUGUCACUGAGGCACCCACUCUGCUGGCUUGGGAAGCCACCACUGCGGCCCGUCCCUCCAGGGCCCUGCGUGAGGAGUUGGCAACAUUUUGCUUUUCCAAACUUUCGUCCACAUUCCAGGGCCUCCUGGAAGACUUAACCUUUUGUCUUUGUACGUUUCGUGAUGGGUUGGUUCUUUUGCUGCCUGUUUGUGGUCUAUUUGUAGGAUAGUUUAGUUCCCAGACAGUUUGUGUCUAAUUUGAUCUUCUUGGACAUUGUCCCUCAUGGCCACCAGAUUCUAAUGCCAUAAGGCCCCAGCUGGUUCCCCAUCACAGAACCACCCAGCAGGAAGCCGGGGGUACAAUGACCUCGGCCACACAGAGCGCUCGUGCUUUCAGCAGAGCGCCUCCACAGACAAGCCUGUGGCCAGCCCUGCCCUCCAGCCUCGAGCUGGAGUUGCUCCAGAGGCAGCCCCAGCAGGCCUCCCUCCACAUAGAGGUGGCUGGGCCAAUUGCCCAAACACGUGAGACACACAGGGAGCUUUAUGUGUUCAUCUUCCUGCUUUAGAACUUGCUCCCGGUCUUGGUUUUUCUGAGGAAAAGCCCACAGUGGUUCCCCUGCCCCUCCCAUACCUCCCUAUCUGCCGUCUGUCUCUUUGGGCCCUGGUCUGACAGUUUUCAUCUGAGGCCUCCUCGGGAGCAGGAGACUUAAGGGUUCAUCCCGACCUUAGUUCACAGAGCCUAGCUGGGUGCAUCCCAGCCGCAGGGGGUGAGAAGACACCCAGAGAUGGGGGACAAUGCUCAGGUGGGGGCCUCCUCCGAGACUCUGGUUGAGAGGAAAGCACAUGAUUCAAGCCUACCCCACAAAAAAGGAGCACAAAAUGCUCAGAAAUGGCCCUUCCUCCCUGCAGUGACGUAGGACAAGGGAAAGGGCCACACCCAUUUUCAAAAGAGUGGACUGAGGUGCUCUGCUCAAUUUGGGGUCUGCUUUAGUGACCCAGACACUCAAGUCCAGAUGGAGACUCCAGGGGGGUCCUUCUGCCCCUCUGGCCAGCCCCACCCAGCACUCCCCAUCACCCCAUGUAAGUGUGUAUGCCAGGGCUGAGCUGCCUCCAGGCUCACCCACUGCAUCUUUGCCCCAAAUAGGUCUUUGUCCAGUGGUACUUUGUUCAUGAGCAGCACAGGCCAUCUUGUUGGACACUGUCACUUUGGGCCUUGCCAGGUCUCACAGAAUCACAUCGCUGUAUUUAUUGUAUAAUAUUGUGAAUAUUGGAAGUUUUGAGUGAGUGCUGUCUAGAAGGUUUUGGAGUGUGGAUGCUGGUCCAAGAAAGAAGAUGUGCCCUGGCCUGCUGGAAAGAUUGUGAAUUCUAGAGAUAGAGCCGUUAGCAUCCAUCUCCUCCCUGUAACUCUUAGGAAAUGCAUCAAGGACCAUUAUAGAAAGGAUCCCCUGACCUAAGGAUGAAAUCGACCUAGGGUUAAUCAUGACAGCUGCAUCAGUUGUAUUGGAUGCAAGUCAACUCUGGAGGUGAGUGCCCGCAAGCAGUUCCCCUGCUUUGAAAGAAGAUGGUCAGCCCGCUGCCUCCCCAGCGGCCACAGCUCCUUUGAGUGUGGGGGGUCACAGCCAGGAUGUAUUCCUGACAAUAAGGAUCCUUUUAUUUUCAUUUCUGCAUAAUGAAAGAGCCUUUCGAUUUAUUAGAAGUGGUUUUUCCUCCCUACAUCUUUAAAUUCUUGGUUCUCUUUAGUCCUCAUCCCUUGAAUGGACUUGUCAGCUACCUCCCCAGGAGGAGUUCAGAAGCUUCUGUUGGCCAUCACUUGAGUAGAUGACAAGCUGUAAGGUAUCUGCUGCUAACGUGGCUGCUUCUCCGAGAGCACAUUGAGGUCCAGACAGAUCCAAACCUUGGCCCUAAAAAAUGUGUGCUGUAAAGUUACUUGAUGUAUAUUUAUUAUAAUUAUUUAUGGUUGCAUUUAACAAACUUUUCAUUCAAUCUGAUGCUAUUUACACCAUGCUGUGUAAAGGAAGCUCACUAAAGGAAAAAAGUCACACCAAUAAAUAACCUUCAUCUAAUUUUGAUUUACCUUAAGAGUUGUGUGAUCAUCUACUCUUGCUGAGCAAGUUCAAAGGCUGGCAUGCUUGGAUGGCUCUGAUAUUUAAGUGCUGCCAAGUGGCUAGGAAUUAAAGUGUUUCUAAUUAU